This is a messenger RNA of Oncorhynchus gorbuscha (pink salmon), 4766 nucleotides long. RefSeq names its product gap junction delta-2 protein. NCBI's taxonomy places the organism in Eukaryota, Metazoa, Chordata, Actinopteri, Salmoniformes, Salmonidae. Bases 509 to 1426 code for a protein of 305 amino acids. Gene Ontology annotation, biological process: cell communication. The transcript is spliced from 2 exons. Gene Ontology annotation, cellular component: connexin complex. The record is from RefSeq and is a predicted model, not a curated record.
UCGCCAAUCAUUUUAUCACAGAUUAAUCUUUCACGCCGGCCCCGGGUUCCAUUCGUCGAAUAUUGAAAAUGAGAAAUCCUGGCAGCGUUUGGCCGCGUUCCGCCAACCUGUCUGCACAUGACGCAGAGAGGGGACUACUUAAAGGCGGAUUAACGCUGGCAAGACAUUAAAUCCAACCUCCCUGCAUCCAGACACAGCGCGCGACUCAUCAGUCUGAUCUUAAGAUCGACAAUAGGAGGGUUUAUUGUAAUCAGCCUUUCGGACUCCCCAAACAACGAGAAAGUGACAGCGUCACGCGAGCGCUCGGGCAGACGCACAGAACCCUAUUGCACGACGCGCGAGAGAGGAGGGCAGGACAGCUGCGGGCUCAUGAUCAAUGCAUUUGUCAGAUAACCUCCGAGCCUCUGGAGAGUGACAACGACCAAAAACCCAAGGAAAUAUUUUCCACAUAUUCGCCAGAAGUUCGUGCAGUGUGCCGUAGACUCUCGCCUGCUCCGGAUGAACAACAAUGGGGGAAUGGACCAUACUAGAGAGGCUUCUGGAGGCUGCUGUCCAGCAGCACUCUACUAUGAUAGGAAGGAUCCUACUAACUGUGGUGGUGAUCUUCCGGAUUCUAAUCGUAGCAAUAGUUGGAGAGACGGUCUAUGAUGAUGAGCAAACCAUGUUUGUUUGUAAUACCUUACAACCUGGCUGCAACCAGGCUUGCUACGACAAGGCAUUCCCAAUUUCACACAUUCGAUUUUGGGUUUUCCAGAUCAUAAUGGUUUGCACCCCGAGUCUUUGUUUUAUCACAUACUCGGUGCAUCAGUCAGCGAAACAGAAGGAGCGACGGUACUCCACUGUCUUUCUGUCCCUGGAUAAGGAUCAAGAUUCAAUGAAACGAGAUGACAGCAAAAAGAUUAAAAACACCAUUGUGAAUGGAGUACUUCAGAACACAGAGAACUCCACCAAAGAAGCCGAACCCGACUGUUUGGAAGUCAAAGAGAUCCCAAAUUCAGCCAUGAGAACUACUGGGAAGUCUAAAAAGAGUCGGCAAGAGGGUAUCUCGAGAUUUUACAUAAUUCAAGUGGUUUUCAGAAACGCGCUGGAAAUAGGGUUUUUAGUGGGUCAAUAUUUCUUGUAUGGAUUCAACGUCCCGUCGGUGUACGAAUGUGAUCGAUAUCCAUGCAUAAAAGAUGUCGAGUGCUAUGUUUCCAGACCAACGGAGAAGACCGUGUUUCUAGUCUUCAUGUUCGCGGUCAGUGGCUUUUGUGUGUUGCUGAAUCUGGCAGAACUCAAUCAUUUGGGGUGGAAGAAAAUCAAAACGGCGGUGCGAGGAGUGCAGGCGAGGCGGAAGUCCAUUUAUGAAAUCAGAAAUAAGGACUUGCCCCGAAUGAGUGUGCCUAAUUUCGGCCGUACUCAAUCCAGUGACUCUGCUUAUGUGUAGCACAUGGAGAGAGUUACCGAAGGGACAAUGUGCGAUGUGUAAAGAUUAAACCAAGAUGAACCCGGGAUGUACAGCUCCUCACACCUCAUCCGUUUCUUGACUUAAACGAGUGGGCAGAUUUUUUUAUUUGUUUGUCUUUUAUGGACUCCAAUGGCAAGCCUGGAUUCCACGUUUGUUGACUUAUUACAUUGCACUGAUUCAACUUUAUAGUGACGUUUAUACUAUGUAAAGCGCUACAUUUAGAUCAUGUCGACGUGUUCACGCAUUUACUCUACUGUACUUGAAGAGUGUAAAUGCAAAUUGCACUAAGAGGUGAACACCGGGGAGCCAAACCUAACCCGAUACGUGCUAUUGACAGUGUUUCAAAAACAGUUUCAAACCGAUUUUUGACAACAACCUAUUUAAGAAACACAAUACACCGGUUGACUAUGUGUUCGAAGGAAAAUCUAUUAUCCAUAUUUAUAUAGGCAUAUGUCUAUCUCCAGAUGUAUAUAGGAAUAUGCCUAUCUCCAGAUGUAUAUAGGAAUAUGCCUAUCUCCAGAUGUAUAUAGGCAUAUGGGAUAAAUAUAUACAUACAUUUUGGCUAGAUUGACCUAGUUGAAAUAUAUUAGCUUCAUUCGUGUUUUUUGUUGCCUGUGUUCGCACCACUGACCUUUAACGUAUGUAAUCAUUCCAUUGCUAUAUGGCUGACUUGCAAAACAGUAUCUGGUGGAUUUGCUGCAAACGCUAACGUCUGUGACUUCCUUCAUUUACAAUACACCAAAGCGCCCACUGCUUUUAUUUGUGAAAAGUGUUUUCUUGCUUUCGUGUAAUCAAGUGCCAUACUUGUACAUAAACAUAUAUAUAUAUAAAUGUAUAUAUAUAUAUAUAUAUAUAAAUAUAUAAUAUUAUUCAACAUGAAAGAUAAUUCCCUGCUUGAAUUAUGCUAAAUGCUGCCCAAUUUUUUUGCUUUAAGUGUAUUUGUUGUGAUUUAAAUGGAAAGGAUAUAUUACAUCUCUCUUUUUAUUUAGAAAAUGACUGGAAAAUAAAUAAUGUGCUAGUCUUUUUUAUAUACUGGAAGAAAACGUUUCUCCACAAUCACAAUUGAUCUCAACUCAAAAUAGCACAAAUUGACCUUUUUAACAAACUAAGGAUGGGCAAGAAGUAUCUGCUCUGGUGCUACAGUUUUUCACAGAAUGGUUUUCAAUGUAACCAAAAUAAACCAGAAGAAACAUCCCUUUCUGUUGAAAAUAAAAGUGGGAAUCAUGUACACCAGAAACGUGUGAGGUGCAGUACUUUUCUGUCUGAAAGCUGAACUGGAAUGUUAGAAUGUUAGAUCCUAUAGCUGCCUUGUCUAGACCAUGGCUUGGUCCAGUGAAAAUGACAAUGUUUGUCACACCCACGAGUCUAUAUUGUUCCAUCCAAUGAGAAAACCCCUAUGAGAGCUUCCUUUGAUGCUAUCAGUAUCUGUUACCAUGUGGGUGUGCUGUAAUUCAUUUAAACGGGGAUGAUGCUUCCAUGACAACCAUGAAUACUGCAUGUCCCAUUACAGUGUGCCCUGGGAAGCCCUAAUGUGAAAUGCAUUCUAACAUGCAUGUACUGUUCCUUUCCAGUCUUAGCUGACCUGACCGUGACUGUUCACAUGGCUGCUAUACUGUUAAUGACCUUGUAACCUUGACCAGGAAGCUAUUAGACAGACACACUGCACAAAACAUAGGAUGAUUAAGACCUGAUCUUUACUGAUAGAGGACUUGACCUUUUUUGUCCUCCACACAUCCCUUCUUCAGUCAUUUAUAGGAAGAGAGCAAGGGAGCGGCUCCGGACAAAGGGAAGGUCGUGUGAGCCUCAUGAAGGUCACUUAGAAGUAUGGAAAGAGAAAAAAGGUGUUAACUGUACACCAACACGAGAGGGAGAGAGAGAGAGAGAAGGGGAGAGAAAAAGAGCGAGAGGAGGAUUCUGGGAUGACCAUCAAGGAGGAUCCGAGGGGGGUUAGGAGGUUAGAUUCUGCCUCUGCCAGGAUGAUUCGGCAAAGCCCAGAGAAGUGCACACUGACACAUCUAUCUCAAACUCAGCAGGGAUGUGAAAAUUCUCCCUAACUCGAGAACUCUGGGGGAAAAAAAACAGGAGAAGUGCAAUUUGUCUACUUUGCCUGAUGCAAUGCAGUGGCUCACAUAAUCUUUUUUCUUACUCUCUUUCUCUCUCCAUCUUCAUCUCUCGCUCUCUCUAUUUGUCUAUCCCGUCCCUCUCUCGCUUUAAUUUUUUUACUUACCAAAUUACUGUACAGGCCAUCCUGUUCUAUAAGAUUGAAGUGUCCAAUUCCACACAGUUGUCUUCAACGCUUGUAAUGUCAUGGGUGUUCUUUCACUGAGAACUACUAGUUAUACAAGGCUGUUGUGUAAGGGAUCCUACAAAGACUAUAUUUUCACUGUACAUUACUGUAUAUUUACUGUACACUUACUGAAGGGACAGAUGCUCUAAUGCUGUGCUAGUGGUUUCCCUGCAAUAUUCAUCCUGGUAUUUUCACGGCUACUUCUAAAUGCCAAAAUUAUUGGGUUAUGUAUGAAUGCAAUUAUGCAUGCUGUGUUGCAUUUUCCAUCAUGUGAGUGUUGGAAGGCUUGGUUUAAUAUUACAUGAUACCUGUGCUGUUCUUUAUUUCCUUUGUGCUCAGCUCAUGACAGCCGGGCUAAAAAGGAAGAGAGCUUUUGACUAUUGACCAGAGACAUAGCUGGAAGUAGCGAUAGAUGUAAGCAACUCUCCCAGUUCUGGUUUACAGCCUCCCAAGCAAGUUAAACCAGAACGAAAGAAAGAUCACAUUCAUUUGAGUUCUCUGGCAUUUAUCUUGUGCUCGCUUUGGCCCCCACUCUUGACAACAGUAGAUACAUCUGAGCGAGGACUGCAGCUAUUCCAAGGAUCCAAGACAAAUGCUCAGGAAAACAACUAAUUUCAGCUGAUUGCAGGUGCUUAAAGAUACAGGGAGGGAGUUUUACAGGAUCAUUUUAGCCCUUAAUCUCUCUGUCUGGAGAAACACCUCUCAAUUAGAGAGAAUCUUCUCCCUGGGACUGUUAUGGUCAGGAGAGAUGAGAGGUGGGCAGUGUCCUGUCCUCAUUAAAGAAAAGCUAAUGUUAUUACCAUCCACCACUGCUUCAGUGUAAUUUCUUCCUUCCUGUUCAACACUUUAACAAGGGCCUUGAGGAUGAAAAAAUAUGCACUGUUUACCAUAAAAAUCACCAAUACUAUUUUUCUCAACAAGCCAAACUAAGUCUCCAACCCUGGAUGUUUUUUAUUUAACAUGAGCUGGUUCAGUAUAUGUACUGUUAGUGGAAUGACUUUGAAAGACAUACUGUGAAUUAAAUCCACUUUC